This is a messenger RNA of Cryphonectria parasitica EP155, 1974 nucleotides long. RefSeq lists its product as uncharacterized. Bases 1 to 1974 code for a protein of 657 amino acids. NCBI's taxonomy places the organism in Eukaryota, Fungi, Ascomycota, Sordariomycetes, Diaporthales, Cryphonectriaceae. The transcript is spliced from 5 exons. The record is from RefSeq and is a predicted model, not a curated record. Gene Ontology annotation, molecular function: flavin adenine dinucleotide binding; monooxygenase activity.
AUGGGCUCUGUGACUCGUCUACCUGAGGAAUAUCCUCCACAAGCCAGCCUCUCCAAGGAAGUCUACCGCCCCUUUCCCACUCUCCCCACAAACUUUCCUAUCGAUCCAGCCAGCAUCGACGCCGCCGCACUCGUCCAGACCGGCCUCACGUCCCUCCACGACGCCCUUCAGGCCAACGAUCUCGCCGCUGUGAAGUCCUGCUUCCUAGGUUCCCAGGCCUAUUGGCGCGACCUCGUUGCCCUGACAUGGCACAUCCGUACCUUCAACGACGGCCCCGCCAUCGCACCCGCCCUGCUCCAGCUUCAGCGCGAGCGGGCCUGGACGGGCGAGUUGAACCUUGAUGUGGCCAGCGUGAAGCAUGUUGUCGUCACACCUGCUCUGCAGUGGGUCGAGGGCAUGUUUUCGUUCGAGACGGGCAGUCCUGCUGCGGCCUGUGGGGGGCGGGUGAUCCUUUUUCCUGAGGAGAAGGAGGAGGAUGCUGGUGGUGAGGAGGGGCGCAUUGUGUGGAAGAUCUGGACAAUGUCUACCUGGAUUGAUGCUCUAAAGUCAUUUCCAGAGGCUCUGGAUGCCCUGAAAGCUCCUGGCAGAAAUUUGGAAGGGAACGAGGUGAUCGAGACGGAUGUGUUCAUCCUGGGAGGUGGCAAUGGUGGCCUCAUCCUCGCCGCCCGUCUCAAAGCACUUGGCGUCGACACUGUGGUUGUCGACAAGAAUCCUCAGCCAGGAGACAACUGGGCACUGCGGUACGACUGUCUCCGCUUCCACAUUGGCCGUCACAAUUGCGAGACUCCUUACCUGCCCUACCCUGACCACCUCCCCGUCAUCCUUACCAGACAAGACCUCGCAAACCACAUGAAGAACUACGCUGCGGCAUUCCAUCUGCCCAUAUUCAACUCCUCUGUCGUCGAAGGCUGCUCCUUGAACCAGGCCCGCGGUAUCUGGACCUUCAAGGUGCGCACGCCACAGGGAGUCAGGACGGUGAAGAGCAAGCAUCUUGUUCAGGCGACGGGCGUGUUUGGCGUCGCACCCUAUGUUCCUGAGCUCCCUGGGGAGUAUCAGGGUGUCGUUGUUCACUCGGCCCAGUAUAAGAACCCAAAAACUUUGACUGAUCGAGGUGCAAAGUCCGUAAUCAUAGUCGGAUCCGCCAACUCGGCCUUCGACGUAAUGGAAGACUGCGCCGCUGCCGGCCUGCAGACGACCAUGAUCGCCCGCUCCCCAACCUACAUCUUCCCAUGGGAGUACUCUCUUGCCCCUCAAGGCUUAGGCCUGUACGCCACCCUACCAGCCGAACGCGUCGACAAGAUGCAAAUGUCGGGCCCGACCUCGAUCUCGGGCCAGCUGGCGAGAGGCCUGCAGGUGGCGCUGGCGCAUCGGGAGCCGGACAGGUACAAGCCGCUUGCAGAGGCUGGAUUUCCUGUCUUUGAUGGUGUGACGGGCGAUGGCGAUCUGAUGCACUACCUGCUUGAGAGGGGCGGCGGCCAUUUCAAUGAUAUCGGGGAGGGCAUCGACAUGAUUGUCUCUGGGAAGGUGGCGGUUAGGGGCAAUGUUUCGCCGGUGGCGUAUAGUUCCACGGGGCUGGUGCUGAGUGAUGGGUCGAAGCUUGACGCUGAUGCUAUCGUGUGGUGCACGGGGUUCAAAGACACGGACAGGUCGGUGACGGCUCAGACUCUUGGAGGAAAACUGUUUGUAGACGAGGAGGAGGGGAAAGAGGAAGCGGGGAGAGUGACUGGGGAAAACGAGAGCGAGGUUUUAGGACCGCAGGAUGUGGCUGCGAGACGAGAUGCCAUCUGGGGCGUGGACAAGGAGGGCGAGCUCCGUGGUGUUUUCAAGCGGAACCUGAGGAUGGAGAAUUACUGGAUCUUUGGAGGGACGACUGCGAUGCAUCGGUAUUAUUCAUGGCCGCUGGCCUUGCAGAUCAAGGCAGCCGUGGAGGGAAUAUUGCCCGAGGCGUACCGGGACACGCCUAAGGCUGAUUAG